AUGUCCAGAACACGGCUGGAAAUCCAGGCUGAAAAUGCUUGUGUGGAUCUUAAAUCUCGAUCUCCAUAAUUUUAUGAGUUUGGAUGCAAGAUAACCACUGUUGGUGAUAAAACCAUUGAAAUCCUGCUCUUAUCGGCAUUAAAGAUCAGAUAUAAGGAGAUCUUAACCAAGGCAUAUACUGCAGCAUACACAACGGCUUCCAAAUUCUUGACCCUUUUAACAAAAGAAGAAUCAAAUUCUCAAGUUUCGAUGUCGGCCUUUAAGAAGUGGCGGAUGGGGGGCCCCAAGCUUCAAAGAGCUUCAGUACUAAUUGACUGAGCAAUGCUUCCUUUAUAGAUCUCGCAGCUGAUGGAAUGUAAGCCACUUUCGGAGCAGCAGGCAAAAUGGUUGAACAAACAAUUGAGCAAAUUAUGGCCUUUUGUUGCAGAGUGUUUUGGAUUCUCUGGCGGUUGAAUUGGAAGCAUCAAAGGACUUCUCUAAGUUAUAUGCAGGCAUUGCAAUACUUUGGCUUCAUCUAAGCUUGAACCAGCCCUCUGUUGUAUAUUGUUUCCUCUUCUUUUUUGAUCUUUUUCCUUUGAUUAAUGAGAGGUGAUGAUCAUUUGGCAUUCUUUUCUCACUAGGAUGAAUUUGUUUUAGAAAUUGUAAUACUUUGUGUGUCUGACUGUCUGUGUGUGUGUUUUUUUAUAUAUAUUAAAUUACAUUUUGAAUCAAUGUUUAUGUAUUAAAUUUAAAUUCAUUAAUUUUUA
Molecule: messenger RNA, 746 nt
Organism: Gossypium arboreum
Lineage: Eukaryota; Viridiplantae; Streptophyta; Magnoliopsida; Malvales; Malvaceae
Biological process (GO): mitotic DNA replication initiation
Cellular component (GO): GINS complex
Source: RefSeq, a predicted model, not a curated record